Molecule: messenger RNA, 4005 nt
Organism: Malassezia sympodialis ATCC 42132
Lineage: Eukaryota; Fungi; Basidiomycota; Malasseziomycetes; Malasseziales; Malasseziaceae
Gene: ERG8
Exons: 2
Coding region: 1-4005 (1334 amino acids)
Biological process (GO): isopentenyl diphosphate biosynthetic process, mevalonate pathway; ergosterol biosynthetic process
Cellular component (GO): peroxisome
Molecular function (GO): ATP binding; phosphomevalonate kinase activity
Source: RefSeq, a predicted model, not a curated record
AUGGCGCCCACCUUGGCGAUGGUCACCACUGUAUCGGCGCCCGGCAAGGUGCUCCUCGCAGGCGGCUACCUGGUCCUUGACCCCGCGUACACGGGCUUGGUGCUUGCUACGGAUGCACGCUUCUACACAAGCGUCGCGACGCUGCCCCCUCAGGGCAUUCCACGCAUACGCGUGCGCUCGCCGCAGUUCCGGCAAGCCGAGUGGGUGUACGACGUACUCAUCCCACCCUCCAGCGCGGGCAAGGCCCCAGAAGCCGUGGCUGAGGAGAUGCGUCUGGUGCAGAGUAGUGAGUUGAAUCCGUUUGUGGCCCUGUCUCUCCUGUACGCCGUGCAGCUCGCCCUAGAACAGCUCGGCGUCGAUCGCGCAGUCAAGGCACUCGGGGGCGGCCUGGACAUUGUCAUCGCCGGCGACAAUGACUUUUACUCGCACCGCCGCGACGGCCAGGUGCCAACCAUCGCCGCUCUGCGGUCUCUCGCGCCGUUCCACGCGCACAACUGCGUCCUGAGUGACGUGCACAAGACCGGACUUGGGUCAAGUGCAGCCAUGACCACGUCGCUCGUCGGCGCCCUGCUCAUCCACCUUGGCAUCGUAGAUGCGUCGCCCUCGCAUGCCCUUCCACCACGCUCGCUCGCCCUCAUACACAACCUGGCCCAGCUCGCUCACUGCGCGGCCCAGGGCAAGGUGGGCUCCGGCUUUGAUGUCUCGGCGUCCGUGUGGGGCAGCCAGGUGUACCGCCGCUUCGAUCCCGCGCUCCUCCAGGGUCUCAUCCGUGCCGAGCAGGGGCAGCGCAUUGUCACCCAGGGCGCGGCCCCAGCAGCCCCGCGCGAGCCCCGCGCCUUGUCGCCUGUCCUGCAGCCAUCGGAGACGCUAUGGACGCCCGUCGCGCCCGAGGGCGCCACACCCACCGCUGCUGAGGGACUACUUGCUGCGCUACCCUCGGACGGGGUGCCGCGGCCUGCACCACUGAAGCUGCCGCCGGGCGUGCGUAUGUGCCUUGCGGAUGUCGAUGCGGGUUCCAACACUCGCACCAUGGUCGGCCAGGUCAGCCAGUGGCGCGCGCAGCAUCCUGAGUGGGCCCGGCAGCUGUAUGCCGUUCUGGCAGCGGCGAACCAAUCGGUGGUCGACGGACUGCUCCAAUUGCACAUCAUGCAUGCUAUGGACCCCAAGGCCUAUGCGGAGGUACUGUCGCUUCUCGCAGGCACGCCAUCGACACAGUGGGACUCGCUCCGUACGGCUCCGUCGCCUGCGCUCGAGGCAUUUAUUGCGCUACGCAAUGCAAUGCGCUCAGUGCGUGGUGGUAUGCGCGAACUCGGCACACGCUCCGGCGCACCGGUUGAGCCCCCGGAGAUGUCGCGUCUCCUGGAUACGACCAUUGCCGGCGCGCCUGGCCUGCUUGGCGGAGGUGUACCGGGCGCUGGUGGCUACGAUGCACUAUUUCUUCUCUUUCUGUCUCCUGCCAGCCUCACGUCACCUGCGCCCGUCUCGGCGCCUGCCGACGUGUGUGCGCUGUGGCAGCAAUAUACGGAGCUCCGCGUGGGGCCCUUGCUCUGCGGAGCGGACGAUCCCACUAGCGCGGCUGCGCCGAGUCCAUGUGCUAGCGCGGAUGAAGCCAUGCAGCACGUUGCUCAUACGCUCGCACACUCGCGCGGCGGCCUGCAAAUCGUCGCAGCGGACGCGGUCCCUGGUCUCGCGCCCGACAUAGCUCCUUCCCUGACGACGAUGGCAGCGGCGCUCUUGCGCGAGGCACUGCCACAGCUCGACGAGCCGAUCGUUACGUACCUGGAUCGAUACAUCCAGGAUGCCGGCGAGGAUCCUGAAGUUGAUGUCAUGGCGCAAGCAGUGUGUCCGAUCCUGGAGUCGGUCGUGGUGAGCGAUCCACCGAAUUCGGCCGCGCGGCAGGCCCUGCCAGCGCUGCUCCAGCAGCUGCGUGCGCUCGUGGCGGAGCGCCUGCCUACGGAUUCUGACCCGCGGCAAGGCCUCACGCGUCUCGACAAAGUCGUCGAUAUGAGCGCGGCAGGCGCAAGCAGCACCACGGCCUACGACGCCGGCAACGACGGCAUUGACCUGGCCCUCGGCAAGUCGACUCGACACCGCACGACGGUCGAUGUGAAGAAGCUGGAGCGCCAGGAAGCCAAAACGCGUGCUAAGCUGGCCAAGCGUGCGCAGCGCGACCUGUACGAGUCGAGCAAGCUCGUGGAGAACGCAAAGAAAAUGGCCUCGUACGAGGAAAUGUACAUGCAGGUCAACCCGCUCGAGUCCAUCAGCGCUGGUGCCGCGCGCGGCAAGAACAAGGAUAUUUACCUGCCCAACAUCGAUGUGAGCUUUGGCAGCCACCGCAUCCUCACCAACGCCGAACUUACCAUGGCCCAUGGCCGCCGCUAUGGUUUAGUCGGCCGUAAUGGUGUGGGUAAAAGUACGCUCCUGCGCCACAUGGCGCUGCGUGAUGUGCCGAUCCCUACAAACAUGUCGCUAUUGUACGUUGAGCAGGAGAUUGUCGGCGACGAUACGCCCGCCGUCGAGGCCGUACUCAAGGCCGACGUGUGGCGUGAGAAGCUGCUGAGCGAGGAGCACAAACUCCAAGCCGAGCUACAGUCGCUCGAAGACUCAGCCGCUGCCGCUGUAGCGCGCGCAGAUGUCGACAAUGGACUUGCGCAGGGCUCCGCCGUCGACCUUCCCACGCGCCAGCGCGAAAAUCAGCGCGAUGAGCUGCUGUCGCGCCUCGGCGACAUUCAGACCAAGCUGGUCGAGAUGGAGGCUGAGACGGGCCCGAGCCGCGCGGCCACGCUUCUGAAUGGUCUUGGUAUCGUGGGAGCGGACCAGCGAAAGCCGACCAAGGCAUUCAGCGGUGGUUGGCGUAUGCGCCUCGCGCUCGCUCGUGCCCUCUUCUGCCAGCCUGAUCUGCUCAUGCUGGAUGAACCGUCCAACAUGUUAGACCUGAAUGCUAUUGCUUGGCUCGAAGACUACCUGGUGAAUGAGUGGCAGGGUACCCUCCUCGUCGUAUCGCAUGACCGCGCCUUCCUUAAUCAAGUGGCGACCGAUAUUGUACACAUGCACUCGGAGCGCCUCGACUAUUACAAGGGUAACUUUGACCAGUUCUAUGAGACCCGCGACGAGCGUCGGAAGAACCAGCUGCGCGAAUACGAAGCAAACCAGCUGAAGCGCGCGCAGCUCCAGGCGUUUAUUGAUCGAUGGCGAUACAACGCCAAUCGCGCUGCGCAGGCGCAGAGCCGCAUCAAGGAGCUGGAGCGCCUACCUGUGCUCGAGCCGCCAGAGAAGGAGUCGGGCGAGCACUUUACGCUGCCAGAGGCCGAGAAGAUCAGCCCGCCGCUCCUGCAGCUGGACGACGUGACCUUUGGCUACUCCCGGGACAAGAUCCUGCUGCGUCAUAUCAACUUCGAUGUCACAAUGGACAGUCGUAUCGCGCUGAUCGGCAGCAACGGCGCAGGUAAAUCGACCCUGAUCAAGCUGCUGAUCAACCAGGUUGCGCCGCUCUCGGGCGAUGCUAAGCGCAACCCCCGUUUGCGUGUGGGGUACUUUUCGCAACACCACAUCGACCAGCUCGACUUAGCCAUGAGUCCUGUGGCCUUCCUUGCGUCGCGGUUCCCCGGGCGCACUGAACAAGAAUACCGCCAGCACCUCGGCUCCUUUGGCAUCACAGGCACGACUGGUCUCCAGCGAAUUGCUACGCUCAGUGGUGGCCAGAAGAGUCGUGUCGCGUUUGCCCAGCUCAGUCUUAUGAAGCCCCAUGUCCUCCUUCUCGACGAGCCGACCAACCACCUGGAUAUCGAGGCUCUGGAUGCGCUCGUUGAUGCGAUCAACCGCUGGAACGGCGGUGUGAUUGUCGUGAGCCACGACGAGCGCUUCAUCCAAAGCUGCCUCCGCGAAUUGUGGGUGUGCGACAAUGGUACCGUCUACAAGUUUGUCGGCGAUGUAUCGUCCUACAAACGCAUCAUUGUCGAGUCUAAUAAAAAGAAGCUCGAGGAAGCUAUGCGUGCCGAUGCCUAG